Messenger RNA from Salvelinus namaycush (lake trout), 3829 nucleotides. Its product is annotated as alpha-actinin-2-like. The transcript has 2 exons. The record is from RefSeq and is a predicted model, not a curated record. The coding region runs from base 1407 to 1700 and encodes 97 amino acids. Lineage: Eukaryota; Metazoa; Chordata; Actinopteri; Salmoniformes; Salmonidae. Gene Ontology annotation, molecular function: calcium ion binding.
UAAAUGAGAACGUGUUCUCAAUUUGCCUACCUGGUUAAAUAAAGGUGAAAUAAAUAAAUAAAUAAAAUGUAUCAAACAUAACCCUUUACCAGGUAGGACAUGAGUAAUGUAUCAAACAUAACCCUUUACCAGGUAGGACAUGAGUCAUGUAUCAAACAUAACCCUUUAUCAGGUAGGACAUGAGUAAUGUAUCAAACAUAACCCUUUACCAGGUAGGACAUGAGUAAUGUAUCAAACAUAACCCUUUACCAGGUAGGACAUGAGUAAUGUAUCAAACAUAACCCUUUAUCAGGUAGGACAUGAGUAAUGUACCAAACAUAACCCUUUACCAGGUAGGACAUGAGUCAUGUAUCAAACAUAACCCUUUACCAGGUAGGACAUGAGUCAUGUAUCAAACAUAACCCUUUACCAGGUAGGACAUGAGUCAUGUAUCAAACAUAACCCUUUACCAGGUAGGACAUGAGUAAUGUAUCAAACAUAACCCUUUAUCAGGUAGGACAUGAGUAAUGUAUCAAACAUACCCCUUUACCAGGUAGAACAUGGGUAAUGUAUCAAACAUAACCCUUUACCAGGUAGGACAUAAGUAAUGUAUCAAACAUAACCCUUUACCAGGUAGGACAUGAGUAAUGUAUCAAACAUAACCCUUUACCAGGUAGGACAUGAGUCAUGUAUCAAACAUAACCCUUUACCAGGUAGGACAUGAGUCAUGUAUCAAACAUAACCCUUUACCAGGUAGGACAUGAGUAAUGUAUCAAACAUAACCCUUUAUCAGGUAGGACAUGAGUAAUGUAUCAAACAUAACCCUUUACCAGGUAGGACAUGAGUAAUGUAUCAAACAUAACCCUUUACCAGGUAGGACAUGAGUAAUGUAUCAAACAUAACCCUUUACCGGGUAGGACAUGAGUAAUGUAUCAAACAUAACCCUUUACCAGGUAGGACAUGAGUAAUGUAUCAAACAUAACCCUUUACCAGGUAGGCCAUGAGUAAUGUAUCAAACAUAACCCUUUACCGGGUUGGACAUGAGUAAUGUAUCAAACAUAACCCUUUACCAGGUAGGACAUGAGUAAUGUAUCAAACAUAACCCUUUACCAGGUAGGACAUGAGUAAUGUAUCAAACAUAACCCUUUACCGGGUUGGACAUGAGUAAUGUAUCAAACAUAACCCUUUACCAGGUAGGACAUGAGUAGCACAGCUGUCUUAUCUUUCUGUUAUUCUCAACCUGAUUGACUCAAUGUUAUCCUGAUUCCAGAUCUGUUUGUUAUGUCACCUGACAAUGACCAUAUGUAUUGGCAAGACAGCACAAACAGAUCUGGGACCUGGCUAAAUCAAUGUGGCUGUAUGUAAUGAAGUAGCCUGGUUAUACGAUGCUCUGUGAUUUGUAGGGAGAGUCUGAGUUUGCCCGCAUCAUGUCUCUAGUGGAUCCCAACGGGUCCAACAAGGUGACCUUCCAGUCCUUCGUUGACUUCAUGACUAGAGAGACGUCCGACUCAGACACCUCAGAGCAGGUCCUCGCCUCCUUCAAGAUCCUGGCUGCUGAUAAGCCCUUCAUCCUGCUGGAGGAGCUGCGUAGAGAGCUGCCCCCAGAGCAGGCAGAGUACUGCAUCGCCAGGAUGCCCCUCUACAAUGGGCCUGAUGGGGUCCCAGGGGCCCUGGACUACACUGUCUUCUCCACUGCCCUCUACGGGGAGAGCGACCUCUAGCUUCACACUCCAGAAAUGCACCCUGACCUCGUAUCAGUCUCGCCCCAUUUUUGUUCCACACAUUUACAUCUAAAUUGAUUCAUAUUUUGACCGGUACUAAAAGGUAGUUAUGUUUGAGAAAUACAAACGCAUUUUAAAGCCGUUUCAUGAGUGUAUGAUUUCUAAAGAGUAGGGAGAAAUAUUUAUUUCAAAGGACUGAGCAGGAUUCAUUCACUAGAUUUAAAAAAAAUGAUGACUCAGUAAAUGUGAAAUUACAUGUGAUUCACAUAAAAGUAACUUACACAUAAAAAGUAACUUGCACAUAAAAGUAACUUACACAUUAAAAGUAACUUACACAUAAAAAGUAACUUGCACAUAAAAAGUAACUUACACAUAAAAAGUUACUUGCACAUAAAAGUAACUUACACAUAAAAAGUAACUUGCACAUAAAAGUAACUUACACAUUAAAAGUAACUUACACAUAAAAAGUAACUUGCACAUAAAAAGUAACUUACACAUAAAAAGUUACUUGCACAUAAAAGUAACUUACACAUUAAAAGUAACGUGCACAUAAAAGUAACUUACACAUUAAAAGUAACUUGCACAUAAAAGUAACUUACACAUAAAAAGUAACUUGCACAUAAAAGUAACUUGCACAUAAAAGUAACUUACACAUAAAAAGUAACUUGCACAUAAAAGUAACUUACACAUUAAAAGUAACUUGCACAUAAAAGUAACUUACACAUAAAAAGUAACUUGCACAUAAAAGUAACUUACACAUUAAAAGUAACUUGCACAUAAAAAGUCACUUACACAUUAAAAGUAACUUGCACAUAAAAAGUAACUUACACAUAAAAAGUAACUUACACAUUAAAAGUAACUUGCACAUAAAAAGUAACUUACACAUAAAAAGUAACUUGCACAUUAAAAGUAACUUACACAUUAAAAGUAACUUACACAAGAAGCGCUACUAAGUUAUUUGCUAGUCACCGUUGGAGACCUAAAGAUACGGAGUGAUGAGAAGCUUGUAUUGUAACAGUGUUUGCACUCUUCUACAUUAUUACAUAAAAAACAGGGGACGGUUUUGCCUCAUCUGUUCAGUGCCUAAAAUGAAUGGAAAAGGACCCAGUAUGCUAGUCUGGUCCCUGAUCUGAUCCCACAGCCUGGUCCUAGAUCUGAUCCCACAGCCUGGUCCCAGAUCUGAUCUCACCUAGCCUGGUUCGAGAUCUGAUCCCCCUAGCCUGGUCCCAGAUCUGAUCCCACAGCCUGGUCCCAGAUCUGAUCUCACCUAGCCUGGUUCGAGAUCUGAUCCCACUAGCCUGGUCCCAGAUCUGAUCCCACAGCCUGGUUCCAGAUCUUAUCUCGCCAGCCUGACCCCCAGAUCUGAUCUCUCUAGCCUGGUCCCAGAUCUGAUCUCACUAGCCUGGUCCCAGAUCUGAUCAAGCCAGCCUGGCCCCCAGAUCUGUUUGUGCUCUAAUCCAUCCAGGCUACAUUAUAAUCCACCAAGGCUACAUUAUAAUCCACCCAGGCUACAUUAUAAUUCACCCAGGCUACAUUAUACUUCACCCAGGCUACAUUAUAAUUCACCCAGGCUACAUUAUAAUCCACCCAGGCUACAUUAUAAUCCACCCAGGCUACAUUAUAAUCCACCCAGGCUACAUUAUAAUCCACCCAGGCUACAUUAUAAUCCACCCAGGCUACAUUAUAAUCCACCCAGGCUACAUUAUAAUCCACCCAGGCUACAUUAUAAUCCACCCAGGCUACCAGUAUGUCAGAACUGCAGUGCUGUUUAUUGUCAAAACGAGUGAAAACUUGUGUUUCAUGAUUGGAGUCGAGUUUCCCCUAAAGGCUCAUGUUGAGUCAGUCUAGCAUUUCUCCCAUUAAUGUUCAGGGUUAAGCUUGGGGGAGGAGAAGCUGAUCCUAGGUCUGUACCGAGGGGAAACUUUAACCCCCAGAGACUCAUGAUUGGACAGUAACUAGGCUGUGUUUGAUGCCAGAAACAAAAUAAUGUAACUGUAAAAUAACAAACUGUUUGUCUGGGUAAAACUACAAUCUUAGUCUCCUCAAGAACGCUGAUGUGGAAUCUGAAGGUAUGAAGAGUUUCUAGUGUAAGACGAAGGAGCAGAAAAUAAACUCAGUGAUUAAAACGU